UUCUCCAGGAACUCCGCUGGCGCCUCCCUCUCUCUUUCUCUCUUCUUGGGCUUCGAUGAAAUCGAGAGGCAGAGUCAGGGAGGGAAGCAUGCAUCCUUUUCCAUUUGUCUCCGUAGUUUAAAUCCUUCUGCCCUUUAACCCAGCUCCUCUCUCUCCCUCUUUCUCUCUCUAUCUGUGCGAGGAAACAGUAAGGAGCUUGGUUCGGUGAUGGCGUCGUCGGCUUCGAUCCCCGCGACUUCGGCCGCAGCGGCGGCGAAGGCGUCGUCAGCGCCCACAUCUCAGCGCCGGCUUCCCCAGUCGACCGUCACGCUCCGACCGUCCUUGAGGAGGACGAACCUCGCGUUCUCCGCCGCGUCUCCCGCCGCUCAGGGUUCCCAUCAACAUCGAACUGCUAUUGUUAAUGCCAAGUUGAAUGACGUCUCCGUUGACGGUUCUGCUACUCCAAGCAAGUCAGAAAUUCCAAAACCUAAAGUGAAGGAUGAAUCAGCAAAGCAGGAGGUCUCAUCAUUGCCAGUUUCAGAUUCAUCAAUAAGCGAGUUCAUGACUGAAGUAGCAAGCCUUAUCAAGCUGGUUGAUUCCAGAGAUAUUGUGGAAUUGCAAUUAAAGCAGCUUGAUUGUGAGCUUGUCAUAAGAAAGAAGGAAGCCUUGCCACAGCCACUAACCCCAGCUCCUAUGAUUAUGGCACAACCACCAGCCUUGCAAGCUGUGGCUCCAUCCCAAUUGCCUUCUGCUGCCCCCUCAAGACCUGCACCUGCACCUGCACCUGCACCUCCUGCCAAACCUACCCGAUCAUCUCAUCCACCUUUGAAAUGUCCAAUGGCUGGAACAUUUUACCGUAGUCCAGCACCUGGUGAACCAGCAUUUGUCAAGAUUGGAGAUAAGGUGAAGAAAGGACAAGUCCUCUGCAUCAUUGAAGCAAUGAAACUGAUGAAUGAGAUUGAAGCUGAUCAAUCUGGAACAGUGGUUGAUAUCCUCGUGGAUGAUGGUAAACCUGUCAGUGCAGACACGCCUUUGUUUGUGAUUGAGCCAUGAAAUUUUGACACGCAUCUGCUGAACAGCGAAAGCUUCUGUUGGUAAUGUCUAUAUAGUGGGGAAGGGAGUAGAAGGAUGCUUGUUUUUCUAUUUUCUGUGUUCUUUAGUAUCGAGAGAGAGAGAGAGAGAGAGAGAGAAGCGGAUAAUUUAUUUGUGUGUUAACUUUAGUAGAAAGGAGAGAAUUCUUGUUUGUGAGGAGUUACAUUUUGAUUAAAUUAAGUUAAAGAGGUUAUUUCCUAAUCUAA
This is a messenger RNA of Nymphaea colorata (pocket water lily), 1277 nucleotides long. RefSeq names its product biotin carboxyl carrier protein of acetyl-CoA carboxylase 1, chloroplastic-like. Gene Ontology annotation, biological process: fatty acid biosynthetic process. The transcript has 7 exons. NCBI's taxonomy places the organism in Eukaryota, Viridiplantae, Streptophyta, Magnoliopsida, Nymphaeales, Nymphaeaceae. Bases 208 to 1032 code for a protein of 274 amino acids. The record is from RefSeq and is a predicted model, not a curated record. Gene Ontology annotation, molecular function: acetyl-CoA carboxylase activity. Gene Ontology annotation, cellular component: acetyl-CoA carboxylase complex.